UUAACUUUUUAUUAAGUGUUUGAAAAAUAGUCUUUACUCAAAAAUGCGAAAAAACUACUGUCUCGUGUGUCAGUUGUAUGGGUGACAAAAAUCAGCUGUAUCAUUGAAAUUAUUUAUGUAUACACAUGUGUGUACAUGAAGAAGUGACAAGAUUUUCCGCGCCUUUAGAAAAUGAAGCUAUUGGUUUCAAUUCUACUGCAACAGCCAAAAUUACUGAGAUGUCAUCCAACUUUGCAUCUCUUUCACAGCAAUGUAAUUGCAAGAUUUGAAGACAAUGCCGGUGCACAAAAGAAUGAAAAUCAAAUUAACGAAGAACUUGCAAAUAUCAUUAAUUUGAGAAAAAGUAACUACAGCAGUUGGAUAAUCGAGUCGAAAAUAGAUUCACUUUGUAAAAGAUAUAACGCACUCAACACGGAUGACCGAUCAAAAUUCUUGCUACUACUUGCCAGAAAAUACACCAUUGAUCAUGAAAAAAUAUGUGAAAUCGCAAAAAGAAUUGCGUGCACUAAGCCAAACGAUCCUAGCCAGCUGAUCUCAAGAGAAAAAGCUUUGAAGGAAGCACUUGUAGCCCCUUAUCACUGGUUAUUUGCACUCAUUGGGAGAUUGGAGAGCGGUGUCAAGUUCUUGGUUGAUUUCAGAGCAAAUGUUCUGGAUCUCCUAAGUCAGUCUUCCAGAGACUCCAGUGAUAUUAUCAAUCUUAGUGUAAUGGAUGGUACUCUGAGAGAUUUGUUAUACUUAUGGUUUUCAGUUGGCUUUAUGAAAGCUGAAAGAGUUACUUGGCAGACGUCCUGUGAUAUUCUACAAAAAGUUUCUGAUUACGAAGCCAUUCACCCUGUGAAAAACUGGACUGACCUCAAGAGACGUGUCGGGCCAUAUAGGAGAUGUUUUAUUUUCACUCAUCCUUCUAUGCCGAGGGAACCUUUAGUUGUAUUACAUACAGCACUAAGCGAUACAAUUCCUGAUUCUGUCAAAGGAAUCCAAGAAGCAGAAAAUCGGAUUGUUGGCAGAGUUCUAAGCAAUCAAGAGAGGGUGGACGAAGAUAAGUCCAAAAUCAAAGCUGCUAUUUUCUAUUCAAUAGCUUCUACCCAAAUUGGCUUGCAAGGGAUCGAAUUAGGAAAUUAUUUAAUAAAAGAAGUGGCAAAGCAUAUAACUGUAGAGUUUCCAGGAAUAGAAAAAUUUUCAACCUUGUCGCCUAUACCGAAUUUCAGAGUAUGGCUUCUAGAUAGAAUGAAAAGAGACAUAAACCAAGUAUUCACAAAAACGGAGCAAGAAACCAUAACAGCUGAUUUGAAUAACAGUCAGAUACGUUGUAUGAAUAAUUUGUACCUAAACUUGAAAAAGGCAUUUAAUACUUCUCUUUGGGUAAAUGACACAAAGUUGGCAGCUUCUCUAAAAGAACCGUUGUUAAGAUCUUGUGCGUGGUACUUGUACCAAGAAAAACGGCGAAACUACGCAUUGAAUAAUGUGGCUAAUUUCCAUUUACGUAAUGGAGCUGUAAUGUGGAGACUGAAUUGGAUGGCAGAUCCUUCGCCACGAGGAAUGGCACAAAGCUGUGGAAUUAUGAUUAAUUACAGAUAUUUUUUAGAUGAGACUGAAUCAAACAGCAGAAAUUAUAUAGAAAAAUAUUGUAUUAAAGCUUCGAACAAAAUCACCGAUCUAGCUAAGGAAGCUGAAAAGUUAUAUUCUAGUCAGUAAAUAUAAAUAAGUGAAAAAUUUAAGUCACCGAAUCACAUAGAUUUCAGCAGACUUUCAAUACAAUUUUACACAAGUUGGGGGAAGAAA
Molecule: messenger RNA, 1782 nt
Organism: Copidosoma floridanum
Lineage: Eukaryota; Metazoa; Arthropoda; Insecta; Hymenoptera; Encyrtidae
Product: malonyl-CoA decarboxylase, mitochondrial
Biological process (GO): fatty acid biosynthetic process; acetyl-CoA biosynthetic process; malonyl-CoA catabolic process
Cellular component (GO): mitochondrial matrix; peroxisomal matrix
Molecular function (GO): malonyl-CoA decarboxylase activity
Source: RefSeq, a predicted model, not a curated record